UGACCGGCUGUCAAAUAUGGCCCCGUCCUACUGGGUGUGAGAGGAGCGACAGCUGACAAAGGGGAAAGACAUCUGUAAUAUUUGCCACCCGCCUCCGUCCGGACAGCACUGCUCUCAUGUGCAAGUGAAAAGUGCCUGCCAAAUGAUGACGGUGAGGAACUGACAGGAGGAUUCCUUCAUUGUUGCUGACCAUCUGUUCAGAUCCACCCCCCUGCCUCCCUCCAUGCGAGCCCUCCGGCCUGCAGCCAUGCAAAUCAACGCGUCGCUCGUGGAGUCCGCCGUGGUUCUGGCCGUGGUGCUGUGCGUCCACAUGGCCGUCUGGAACCAGCACUCCUGGUGCAGCAUCGCCCUCGUCAUCCAGGCGUUCUAUGUGCAGCACAAAUGGGACCGCCUGCUCAGGUCAGGGGGUGCCGUGUUCCAGUUUCGUCCCACGGCGAACAGCGGCAUCGUCCCGGCCUCCAUGGUGAUGCCCUUGCUCGGCCUGGCGCUGAAGGAGAAGUGCUCCGCCUCAGGGAACGUCUACUUUGAGCGCUUCUCCAUGGUCAUCACCAUCACCGGCAUGAUGCUGGCUCUGUUCCUCUCGCUGAUCGCGCUCGGCAUCACAAGACCUGUGCCCACGAACACUUGUGUGAUCGCAGGCAUGUCUGGCAGUGCAAUUCUCUACACCACCAAACAGACUCUGACGGUGUCGGAGGUCAUCGAGGUGCUGGAGGUACUUUUGAUCUUCGUCUAUCUCAGCCUAAUCGUGCUGUAUCUGCUGCCACGCUGCUUCACGCCCGGAGAGGCGCUCCUCAUCGUUGGUGGGAUCAGCUUCAUCGUCAACCAGCUCAUCAAGCGCUCCCUGAAUCUGGCAGAGGUCAAAGGAGACCCAGUGAACUAUUUCUUGCCGGUGGUAGUGGUGGGCUCUCUGUUGCUGGGCGUUUUCUUUGCCCUGCUAUUCUGUUUCAUGGAGUCGGAGACCUGGGUGUCAUCGCUCUUCUUUCACAUGAUGACAGCCGUUCUGUGUCUGGGAAUCCUCAUGCCGUGGCUCUCCCUGUUCAUCGGCCGGCACCCCUUAAUGUGGCUGCUGGACUUCCUCACGUUGAACGACAGGAGACUCUGUCUGCUGGGGUACUGGGUGUUUCUGGCUGUCGUGGCCACCUGUGUCGUGUUACACCAGAACUACCAGCGCCAGUCUGGGUCCAAGAAGCACCAGGCCUCGACCGUUGUCAGGAAGUACUUUCAUCUGAUCGUAGUGGCCACGUAUGUUCCAGGGCUGAUUUAUGACAGACAGCUGCUUCAGGUGGCGUCUGUGGGUUGCCUGGCAAUCUUCCUGUUCCUGGAGUACGUGCGUUACUUUCGGAUCAGGCCCCUGGGGCAGCUACUCAGGCAGCUGCUCACCCUGUUCCUGGACGAGCGUGACUCUGGGCCGCUCAUCCUUACCCACGUCUACCUGCUGGUGGGCAUGUCUCUGCCCAUAUGGUUGUUUCCAGGGCCCUGUGCCCCUAAGGGGAUACUUCCUGGUGCGGGUGGCCUGGUGCCUUAUGCCGGUGUGCUGGCGGUCGGGGUCGGAGACACCGUGGCUUCUGUGUUUGGCAGCACCAUGGGGGAGAUCCGCUGGCCUGGCACCAAGAAAACCAUGGAGGGGACGGCAACGUCGGUGUUCGCCCAAAUCAUCGCCGUGGCCAUGUUUCUCAUCUUCGAUGGGAACAUCAAUCUGAACUCCACCUACUCGUGGAUUGUUGGCUCCAUCACCCUGGUGGCCAUGUUGGAGGCCUACACCUCCCAAAUAGACAACCUCCUUCUCCCACUCUACCUCUUCAUCCUGCUGCUGCUUUGAAUGGACAGAUGGCACAAACAAAAAAACAGAUUCCACCCCCUGUCCUCAACCCUUUCUGUGGGGAGAAACCAGAAUUGUGAAUUGGGGGGGGGGGGUAAGAAAUACAAAAAGAAAAUAAUAAUAAUCAAAUUAAGUCCCUUUUGGAAUCUGGAGUAUUUUUUAGUAGCACAAUAAAGAAAUGGUGAAAAGCUUAAUGGAGCCUGGUAAUAAACGUGGCACUGACAUUAAUGUGCCUGCUGUCUUUGGCAGCAGACUCAAUGUUAGCAGGACAUUCGAGUCUGCUGUCUCCAGAUCCCAGGUCAUGUCAGUGCGAGCUGCUCUGAGGAAAGAGACGAUCAUUUCAGAAAGAUGCUCAAUAUUUUUAUUCUGUGUCACCAUCUCAAACAAUUUCAACUCAACUGAUUUAUGCAAAGGAGAUUCAGGCUAACAAAUUUGUGGAUAAAAAAGAAGUCUAUUGAAUUCUGGACAUUGCAGAUGCUGCUAGAAGGCACAUUUAGAUCAUUGAAGAGGAGGUCGUCUUAUCCCUUUCCUACAAACGGAUACAUGCCUUUGUAUUGCCUUCGAAGAACAUUAUUUAAAGUUAGCUUGUUGAUAUGUCUUUUUCUUAAAUCAACGUCUUUUCCAUCAUUGGAAUAUUAUUUCGCCGAUGGCCGAUGGCAAUACGAUGAAGGACUUUCUGAUGAAAACAUUUGCCUUAAGAAGUAAAUUUUCUAUCACACAUUACCUUCUAUUGUAGAUGCUGUACAGUAGGCGAAAGCAUGGCUCCACUCUUCUUUACAAGGGCUGGUUUAUACUUCGAUAUGGCAGAAAAUUCACUAUGCUCCUGCAUGACACCAAUGUGAAAUCCAGUUACUGUUACCAACAUGUACAGAGGUAUACUACAGUAUUUUUGUUUUAUUUGGUACAUUUGCUUUGCUAAAUAUUUCUGUGGUUUGAUGGGACCCCUCAAAGGUAAACUUUAUAUAUACAUUUCCUUGUGAUACUACUGAGCCUUCAUACACCGCGUAUUUUUGGAAUCUGUAGAUUUGCUGUGGGCCAAGUUUUUAUUUAAUAUUUAAUUCACCGAAAUUAAAUAAUUUCACAACCUAGAAGGUGUUUUCAGGAUGGAUACAUUUCCAGCCUUUCGUCUACUUUAAUCUGUGAAAGUUCUUUGGUGUUUUUUUACGUUGUGAUGAGGGUUUAUUAGCAUGAUCCUACUAGUAUGUUGUUUUUACCAUCGUCCCUACAUUUAAAAUAAAUAAAGGGUAAAAUUGCAUGUUGAGUGCAUCCGGGGAGAACGAUAAAAACUGAUAUGCCUCCAGUGUUUAGUCCAUUUGUUAAAUGCUCCUUUGAGGAUUGAGAAGAGGAACCUGAAGUGGUCCCACUUUGACGACGUCAACGUCAGCCCCUUUGCUUUCUCAGUUUGAUUUUUGAAAUCGAUGAAGAUGUUGUUGUUUAGAAUCAUCCAUACAUAAAAUUAAGUUGUUUUUCCAAUUAAGUUGCGUCUAAGAAUCAACAUACUUGAAAACAGAAAUGCUCAGUUUGUCUGUAAAAAUAGGAAUCUGCCAUUUUGUUCUGACAUGAAUGUGAUAAAAUAAAAAAUGACAAGAAUAAUGCUGGUUGGUGACGAUGUUGAUGAGGAGACGAAUAAAAGUAGAUCUAGAUAUCA
Scophthalmus maximus (turbot) is the source of this 3467-nucleotide messenger RNA. RefSeq names its product dolichol kinase (gene dolk). The transcript has 2 exons. The record is from RefSeq and is a predicted model, not a curated record. Lineage: Eukaryota; Metazoa; Chordata; Actinopteri; Pleuronectiformes; Scophthalmidae. The coding region runs from base 224 to 1819 and encodes 531 amino acids. Gene Ontology annotation, biological process: dolichyl monophosphate biosynthetic process. Gene Ontology annotation, cellular component: endoplasmic reticulum membrane. Gene Ontology annotation, molecular function: dolichol kinase activity.